Messenger RNA from Halichondria panicea, 1532 nucleotides. Its product is annotated as fumarylacetoacetase-like. Gene Ontology annotation, molecular function: fumarylacetoacetase activity. Gene Ontology annotation, biological process: L-tyrosine catabolic process; homogentisate catabolic process; L-phenylalanine catabolic process. The transcript is spliced from 11 exons. The record is from RefSeq and is a predicted model, not a curated record. Lineage: Eukaryota; Metazoa; Porifera; Demospongiae; Suberitida; Halichondriidae. Bases 129 to 1388 code for a protein of 419 amino acids.
GGUAAUGGUGUUCACCUGACCUAGCUACAGACGAUCCUUACCGUAUCAACUAUUUGUGUGCUGCAGAAGCUUCGCUACAGAUCACCUUGCUAUAACUGCUCAACACUUCUCGCUGAGCUACAGAGAUCAUGUCGUGGGUUCAAGUACCAGAAGGCAGCCAUUUUUCCCUGCAAAACCUUCCCUAUGGAAUAUUCACCACUGCAACCAAUCCUCGUCCUCGUAUUGGUGUUGCUAUUGGCAACGAGGUCCUGGAUGUCUCAGUGAUAGCCUCCAAGUUCUUUAGUGGAGACUUGGUCAAGGUGUUUCAAGAGUCUACACUGAAUGGGUUCAUGGGAUUGGGUCGAGCAGCGUGGACUGAAGCGAGGACUACACUGACACGACUGCUAUCACAAGAUGAGUGUGCUCUGAGGGACGAUGAUGUCAUGAGGGGGGCGUGUCUAAUACCACAGGCUGAUGUCACUAUGCAAUUGCCAGCACGUAUUGGUGACUACACUGACUUCUACUCGUCACGUGAGCAUGCCACCAAUGUGGGGACCAUGUUCAGGGGACCAGAGAAUGCUCUCAUGCCAAACUGGCUCCACCUACCUGUUGGUUACCAUGGUCGCGCCUCCUCGGUGGUGAUAUCUGGCACACCAAUACAUCGCCCCAAUGGACAGCAAAGACCUGACCUAGAUAAGCCUCCAGUAUUUGGACCUUGUAAGCUGAUGGAUUUUGAGCUGGAGAUGGCAUUCUUUGUUGGCCCUGGCAACCAGCUUGGUCGACCAAUCAGUGUGCAGACGGCCCAGGAUCACAUAUUUGGUGUUGUGCUGAUGAAUGAUUGGAGUGCACGAGACAUACAGAAGUGGGAGUAUGUUCCAUUGGGUCCGUUCCUGGCCAAGAACAUGGGGACCCAUAUAUCACCCUGGGUGGUCACCAUGGACGCCCUUAUGCCAUUUGUCAUUGAUAAUCCUGUACAAGUGGACCCUACUCCACUGCCCUACCUUCGUCAUGAUGAUCGCUACUCAUUUGAUGUUCAACUAGAGGUGGCCUUGACCACUAAGGAUCUAACAACUCCAUUCACUAUCUCUAAGACCAGCUCUAAAAACUUGUAUUGGAGCAUGAAACAGCAGCUAGCCCAUCACUCAGUGACUGGCUGUAACAUGAACCCUGGUGACCUCUGUGGAUCUGGAACCAUCAGUGGAAAGAGCCCUGACUCUUAUGGUUCAAUGUUGGAGCUUUCCUGGAAGGGGACCAAACCCAUCAGCCUGCCUAAUGGAGAGACAAGGAAGUUCCUCCAAGAUGGAGACACAGUCAUCAUGACUGGCUAUUGUCAGGGCCCUGGUUAUAGAGUGGGCUUUGGACAAGUCACUGGCACUGUGCUACCUGCUGUGGACUUGACCACCACCUGAACACUUGUAGCUAGCUCUAUAGCUGGACUGUUUAUAAUAGCUAGCAUACAUGUAGUAGUGUAGCUGUGUGGUGUGUGCUGAGGCAUUUGAUUUAUUGUUUUUGUACUCUGAAUUUUGGUGAUUAACUCGAGGUUACGUAUUGCA